GCGCGUGAGACAUGCGAUGCAGCGUACUAAAAGUUCUCAUAUUUUAAAGCAAAUGCUGACGAGUCAUGCGCUAUUCUAUGCCGAUAUUCCCUCCUUAGUACCCUAAAUUACAUCUGCGGCAGAUAGUAGAGAUGUUUAAUAUCUUCAUCUUCUUAUGGGCGAUUACGCAACAUAUGAAUCAAUUUGACCAAUACGACCAAGUGCGAUAAUAGUCGAGGUCCAGCAACUUAGGGUCAGAUUGCGCUCUUGCAUUCUCAUCUACCAACAACCGAGGGCGGGGUAAGCACCCACCCAAACUAAAGCUGCCGCUCUCCCUUAAGCGUCGUGUUCAGCAACGGUGCCUAAGGGCGCUCCCUAUCUAUGCCGGCUCGUGGAAUCCAAGCAAUAUCAUGACUCAACUGUCGUUUCUGGCGAUGCAGCAUUCUCAUUAAUGCCGAAAUCCUCAGAUCAUAGUUCAAAGCCACACCCCGCCCUCCGCACAAUCACGAGGACCCUUCGCGGAUACUCGCUAAUGUCGGUAAAAGCCGAUACAGAUAUAUUCGAGAUGCCGGUGCUAGAGCAAUUUUGCGCGCAGUUGUGGCUGUCACAUCAUGUCGCAACACACAGUAGUGGAAACAGGAGUUUCUGAAGGUAAUGUCAGAUCGCUAUCCAUAUGGAAAGUACGAAAACUGGACGGGGUGCCAGAAACUGGAUCCCUAUGUUGGCCACCACUCCCAGGGCGUUAAGGAUGUUCUCAUUUGUGGGGUUGCUCCCGUUUGAAAGGCUUGGGUUGAGUACCAAUAGAUCGAGAUCCAUAUCUGAGUGAUAACCGAUAACCAUAUAAGAUGGGGCCUAGGUCGUUAACAUGUCAACUCCCUGGCGAAGGUCUCUGAGGUUGUUCAAGACGGAAAAGACAUUCAUAUUCGGAGGUUUCUGAUCCAGGAAAAACUCAUUGCCUGUCUGCAUGAGCGUCAGUGGCUACAUUCUAUAAGUA
This is a messenger RNA of Fusarium redolens, 973 nucleotides long. RefSeq lists its product as uncharacterized. The transcript has a single exon. NCBI's taxonomy places the organism in Eukaryota, Fungi, Ascomycota, Sordariomycetes, Hypocreales, Nectriaceae. The annotation marks the transcript as partial. The record is from RefSeq and is a predicted model, not a curated record.